Molecule: messenger RNA, 2427 nt
Organism: Oncorhynchus tshawytscha (Chinook salmon)
Lineage: Eukaryota; Metazoa; Chordata; Actinopteri; Salmoniformes; Salmonidae
Product: zinc finger protein ubi-d4
Exons: 9
Coding region: 54-1355 (433 amino acids)
Biological process (GO): nervous system development
Cellular component (GO): nBAF complex
Source: RefSeq, a predicted model, not a curated record
CCCAGCUACACGCGCAGGCGCAGUGGAUAUUUUGACAACUGCACUGAGCAAACAUGGCGGCGGCCGUAGAUAGUGUUGUGAAAGUGCUCGGGGAGCAGUACUACAAGGAUGCUAUGGAACAGUGCCACAGCUACAAUGCUCGUCUGUGUGCGGAAAGGAGCAUCCUUAUGCCUUUCAUCGACUCUCAGACGGGUGUUGCUCAAAGCAACUGCUACAUCUGGAUGGAGAAGAGACACCGGAGUGCAGGCAUGGCUCCUGGGCAGCUGUAUAGCUAUCCGUCUCGACGCUGGAGGAAGAGACGGCGGUCCCACCCUCCUGAGGACCCCCGUUUGGCCUUCCCACCUAUCAAAUCAGCGGAGCUGGAGCUAGGUCUGAAACGGGAUGUUGUGGGAACGGUGGACGGCAGCAGCCUGGAGGCCCUGCUGAAGGGGGAGCCCCUGGAGAGGAGGGGCCCGCCAGACCCCCGUGCCCCGGAGGACAACCCAGCCACACCUGAACCCGUGGCCGCCACAGUCUCCAGCCACACCUCCUCUGGACGCAUCCGCAAGAGGGUGCUGGACCACGAUGACUACCUGGAUGAUCUGGAUGAUGAGGACUUUGAGGAUGAGACCCCCAAGAGACGAGGGAAGGGCAAGUCCAAGGGCCGUGGAGUGGGAAAUGGAAAGAAGAAAAUGGAGGCAGCUGCUGCAGCCUUGGAGGAGCAGGACAAACCAUACGCCUGUGACAGUGAGUAUACAUUUAUUUCAUGUAAAUUCUGUUGUGUGUGUGUGAUGACUUACUCCAUAAUGCUGUGUGUGUUUGCAGUCUGUGGAAAGCGCUAUAAGAACCGUCCGGGCCUGAGCUACCACUACACACACUCCCAUCUGGCGGAGGAAGAGGGGGAGGACAGAGAGGAGAUAGAGUCCCCUCCCCCCCGGCGCCAGCCUGAGGAACACAAGACUCCUAAGAAAGGCCCUAAUGGUCUGGCCCUGCCCAACGACUACUGCGACUUCUGUCUGGGAGACUCUGCCCACAACCAGAAGACCGGCCAGUCAGAGGAGCUGGUGUCCUGCUCAGACUGCGGACGCUCGGGUCACCCAUCCUGCCUGCAGUUCACAGAUGUGAUGAUGGCAGCUGUGAAGACGUACCGCUGGCAGUGUAUCGAGUGCAAGUGCUGCAACGUCUGUGGUACCUCAGAGAACGACGACCAGCUGCUGUUCUGUGAUGACUGUGAUCGAGGAUACCACAUGUACUGCCUCAAGCCUCCUAUGACUGAGCCCCCAGAAGGGAGUUGGAGUUGUCACCUUUGCCUGGCGCUGCUGAAGGACAAGGCAUCCAUAUACAAGCAGCAGAGCCCCACCACAGAGGAUGAAUAGCGAUUAGUUAUCAGUGUCUUUGGGGCCACCCCAGAGUAACCCACCCUGCCCUCAGCCAGGGGACCCCACCUUACCACCUCAUUCAACGACAGUAGCCCUCACCCUGGUCCACACCCCCCAAUGACCAGGAGGUAGGGAGAGGAGGGAGUCCACUCACGACCCUUGCUGUCUUUCCUUCUAUCGCGGCUGUAAACUCACCUGGACUGUUACACACUCUGCAGAGACCACCGUAACCCUGGUAACCACUCUACAGAGUUCACAUUAGAAAAAAAGGAUUCUCUCGCUAACUAUUCCCCAGCUCAACUUCCCCCGUCUCCUUUAUAUGGUGUGGACUGCGAAGACGGGCAGUGUGCUUAAUUUGUUGCCAAAUUAUCUAUUUUUACUUAAGUGUAUGGAUUUAAGGAUUUCAAAAUAUGAUCACAUUGAGGGAUAUUAAUAGUGGACUUUUGUAGUGAAGUUUUGUCUGUGUACUUCUUUUGGAUGUUUUAACAUUUAUCUCAAAGGUUCUGCAACGACAAAACAUUUUAAGGAACCUCUGGUGCCAAGGUCCAUAUGAUGUCCCAAAUGACACCCUAUCCGCUUUACUGUGCACUUCCUUUGACCAGGGUCCAAUAGGGUGCCUUUUGGGAGGUAACCAUAGUCAUUCUAUCGUGACUGAAUCACAUCUUACUGCCGGGUCUGAUUUUCAACCUAACAUUAUUGAACAUUUGUCAGCUAUCAUCUUUAUGGUUUAUGUAGCUGUUCAUAUCUGUGCCACAAUGAGCGAGGCACAUUGCAUGCAGACUUGCACCUGUACUUGAGUACGACUGCACACACACAAUUCUUUACUUUUUUUAUAAUCACUUGAUAUUCCAUGGGGCAGGGGAUUUUUUUUCUAGUUGAAUUUUGUAAAGUACCGGUAUAUAUUACUCGAUUCCAGUACUGUAUGACUUUUUCUAUUUGUUUUUAGUGACAUUGAUUUCUUCUUUUGUGAUGUUCUCCAUAGUGUUUUAUGGUAAAUAAUGUAUUUUUUAUUUACUUUUUUUGUAUUGAAACUGCUUUUGCCCUAUUAAAAUGUCCAUGUAUCCGCUAA